CUCUCUCUGCCUCUCUUGUCCAUGUCGUGUUUCCCCCCUGGCUGCACAUGGUUACUGUCCAAGGUAUCAUUUUCCUCGUGCUGUAUAUGGGAGAGGCAGAAUGGACAGUUUGCCCAUUACAGUGGGAAAGUAGUAUGUAGCCCGGUUGCGGAUGUGUGUGUGUGUUUUUGUUUUGCAGUCGAAGUUUAUGCACGCUGAAGAUCAAGUCGGGGUUCGCUGCUGAAAGUGCCCGUGGGCUUUGAGGAAUGCAUAUUCACAGAGAGACGGACACAAGACCGAGAGCAAUUAGUGGGUAACUUUUUGAAAAUAUGUUUUUUUUGUAAACGCAAACUUGGGAGUCAGUUGCCUGAACAUUAUAAACAUCCCGCAAGCGAGAACCCAUGCUUAUGGACGUGCGUGUUCACUGUAAGCUACACCAGAUGAAUCGGAUGCUAAACAACUGUCCUGUUACAUUUGGUGUUGGGACUUUUACUUCAGUCAAGAAGAUAUUUUGAAGGAGGACUCCUCUGUUCAUCCUAGGUAUAUUUUACGUCUGAAAAAAGUUGUUUUGAAGUCACAUCAUGAAAGAGAACUUUUGUGGAUAUGAAAAUCAGCUCUUUAAAGAGGAGGAUCUUACAGGAGAAGAGGAAGAAAUGCCCUCUUUUAGAGGAAGGACGCGGGGCGGCUGCGUUAAGUGCCAGCAGGCCCACUCCCUCCAGCUGGCCGUCAAAGUGCUCUACGGCUUUCUCGCCUUCCUUAUCAUAGCGGUCGCCAUCCUGGCGUCAUUAGUAUUUAGAAAGGUUGACUACUUAUCAGAAGAGGAAACAUUUUAUCACAAAAAGAUCAUCAAGGUCCAGGAAAGUAUACAAGAUCUGAGUUCUACAAGCAACUGCUCUGACUGUUUCGAUAUCACCAACUUGGGGGAGGAAAUCACCAGGCUGAAAAAAGAGUUUGAAGAAAUUCAAAAAAUGAUUCUGGGUCAAGAGCAGGCAUUGCACCAAGCCUCCGAAACACAGCAGGGUCUACGCGCCUCCAGCAGCCGAAUGACACGGGACAUUCAGACUUCUUCCAUGGCCAUUAUGCUGAUCAAUCAAUCCUUGGAGAGAUAUUUAGACCAAGUAAAUGGCUGGAAGGUAGUCAUCACCGAAUCCGACGAGGCCAUGAAGUCUGUUGUUCAAGAUCAGUACGACCUGAAAGCUACCGUCCAAACGGUCAACACCACCGUGGCCCUCAAUGCAGUAUGGAUGGACACGCUUCAGAGGAAGGCAGAUGAAGAAACUAUGGUUCUGCAAAAAAUUACAACGGACUGGCAGAGCUACAGCAAGGUGCUGGGAUCUCUAAAGUCCAACUCGAGCAUCACCAGUCAAGCCGUCAGAAGUAUCCAAAGUGGCAUUUCCGCCACACACCAGAGAAUCAGCAUGAGCUCUGAGAUGGUGCACGAUCUCACCCUGCAGGUCAUGAGCUUGCAGAUGCAGCUUGACAACGUGACCUCCUUCAUGGACGAGCACGAAGAGAACAUGCACGACCUCAGGUACCACUCCAAGUACUACGAGAACAGGACGGGCGAAAGAUUUGUGACGCUGGAGGCCAGGAUGAACUCUCUCGAGCUGGAGAUCGACACCAUCUCCUCCAGCAUCAAUGCCACGGUCAACCACGUGCAGAGCAUGUACAAGUACAUCAACAUAGAGAGCUCCUCCUGCCAGUCCCGCCUGGGAAGCCACACGGAGGACCUGUACGGCCUCAACAGCACAGCCGUGCUGCUCCUACACCUCGCCGAGAACCUUCGGCAGCAGUACAUGCUGCUUAGCAUGCGGGUGGACGUUGACGUGAGGAACAUCUCCAUGGUCAUGGAGGAAAUGAAGCUGGUGGACACUCACCAUGCUCAGCUCAUUCAGAACUUCACCAUUUUGAAAGGUGCUCCUGGGCCUCCGGGUCAAAAAGGAAACAGGGGAGAAAGUGGAGCCAAGGGACCUGUUGGCUUGACUGGAAGCAAAGGGGACCGAGGACUUUUGGGGACCCGCGGGACCCAAGGUGAAAAAGGUUUUAUCGGUCCAAAGGGAGCUCCAGGCCCAUCGGGACCCUCCGGGCCUAAAGGCAGCGUGGGCCUUAGAGGAGCCAAGGGAUCUUAUGGGCAGCCAGGUCCUCGGGGGGAAAAAGGUCAGAAAGGUGAUAUGGGAGUUUUGGGUAAGGAUGGAUUGCCUGGCCCCGAAGGGCCAGUGGGAAUACAGGGACAGCCAGGACUCCCAGGAAUACCCGGACUACCUGGACUCAGAGGAAUUCCUGGCCUAGUUGGCCCACCUGGUCCUCCUGGUCCUCCAGGGCUCCCAGGGGAGUCACCUCCAAACCCUUGAACUGGACCACAUCUCCCUUGUCAGAAGCCACAAGGAGCUAGCAUUCGCCUUGCGUGAUGCCCUGCAUCCUCAUUCUUGCACCAGGGAGAAUCGUGGUUGUUUGUAGUGUGGAAUAUCGACUGGAAACAUUCACAUUCAAUCUGUCACACUCACGCCACCUUGUCCUUAACCUUGUCCUUAACAGUUACUCGAACUGGUAACUCCUGACCCUGAGGUAGUAAAUAUGGCUUCCAUUCAGAAGGUUCAAAGGAAAGAAAAAAAUGAUUUCUGUGUUGUAUUUUCAACUGAAAGAAUGUUCAGGACAAACAUUGAGACUAUCGGGUCAUUUUGGGGAAGAAACUAAAUGAACAAGAAACAGAGAAGAUCGAAUACACAAGGCAAGCCAGUUGCAACUUAACUAAAGCCAUGCCUUAUCCUAGCCACUGAAUUGACCCCUGCUAGAUGCUAUGUAAAUAAGUAAUCUGUCACUGCAGUAAAUCAAAGAUUUGAAGAGGCCACGAAGCACAUGCAUGGGUGUUUUAUAAAGGUUUCAGUUUACAGAAACAUUGUGCACUUUUCAAAAAUAAAGGAACCGAUAAAUAUUGGUUUGUUUUUUUUAUUGUUUGUAAGGAUAUCCUUUGACACAUGACUUUGAUGCCAAUUUAGUGCCUAUGACAGUGUGUUCUGUACCCCAGGGUAUAUAUUCCAUUUGAUGUUUUACAAAUGUUUCAGAGCAGGUACUCUGAAUUAAUGAACUAAAUUAGGAAGCUAUUUACAUUUUGACCUCUGAUGGCUCCAGUUGGAUUCAAAGAGAAAUGUAUACCAUGUGGCUCGAAACAGGAUAUCUGGUGUUUAUGAAAUGAAUAAAUAGUACUUUACAGGGUUUGGUACAAAAAGUACCGUGACUAAUCUGUAUUCAGUGACACAGAAUAAACUUCUUAGGAAUAAUAACCAUUUGUUAGCCAAAUAUACAUUAUAGUCAAAUGUUGUUACUUUGGGGUUUGAUUAUUGUGUACUCCAAUACCUGUCAAGUGUAUAUAAUGUUUUCAUGGUUGUUUUGUCUAUAUUUUCAAUUCAUUAGGGUCUCUUUAUAAAACUUCUAAGAAGUGCAUAGCUACAGUAUGGGAACUCAGCCUCAGUCAAAAUGUCAAAGGCCUCUUUGCAAUCAUUAAUAAAAAUCUUUUUGCACUUACUCAAGGAUAUUAUACGAUCGAUCGUUAUAUUUUUUGCAACAAAUCUAGGUGUCAAUAAAAUAUAUAACAAAUACAAAUAGGAAUAAAACGCCAGAAUGAAAUGUGAUGUGGAUGUGUUUCUCUGUAAAGUGCAACUGGUUUGCAUAAUGUUCAAUAAAUUCAGUUAUUCUCAUGUCUGCAUUGUACAUCCAUAAACAGAUAAUGAUCUAGAAUCCGUGCAAAGCACAAAAGUCUUUGGACCUCUGCAUUGUUAUCUAUUAAGUAACUACUUUAUGAAUAAACUGAGGUUAUAGUAAAUACUUUAUAAGAACAUGAAUCAUGGCCAAGGAGCGAGGAUCAUGAUCGGCAAAUCUAUAAACUGUAUUGUGUGAAAUCUUUUAUAUUUAAAAGAAUUCUGGUUUUGAUAGUUUUUUUUAACAUAAAUUGCAGCAGACAAACUACUUCAUCCUGUGUAAAUGUCAAUGUGUCAAUGUUAAUGAUUUAAAUAAACAUAAAUAAAAAUGCUGUAUUAUAGUUAAACAUAA
Messenger RNA from Anguilla rostrata (American eel), 4026 nucleotides. It is a transcript of the gene scara3, whose product is annotated as scavenger receptor class A, member 3. The transcript has 7 exons. The record is from RefSeq and is a predicted model, not a curated record. Bases 561 to 2330 code for a protein of 589 amino acids. NCBI's taxonomy places the organism in Eukaryota, Metazoa, Chordata, Actinopteri, Anguilliformes, Anguillidae.